This is a messenger RNA of Aspergillus tanneri, 1875 nucleotides long. RefSeq lists its product as uncharacterized. NCBI's taxonomy places the organism in Eukaryota, Fungi, Ascomycota, Eurotiomycetes, Eurotiales, Aspergillaceae. The record is from RefSeq and is a predicted model, not a curated record. The transcript has 3 exons. Bases 1 to 1875 code for a protein of 624 amino acids.
AUGUCUGGCAUCGAUCCCAACGCUCGAAGGGAAGUCAACCACGCGCUCAUUAGCUCUGGGAGCGCCGCCGUCGGACAGAUGGUUGACACCGCCAACUCCUCUGUUGAGAAGCGUCGUAAGAGCAAAGAGGAGCGAGAGAAACGCGAGGCUGAAGAGAAGGCUGCCAAGGAGAAGGCAGACGCCGCUGUUCGUCCUCAAGUCCCAACCCCCCAACCCUCCAAGAAGUUGAAGCCCCAGGAUCUGCUAUCCGUAUCCCCCAAGUGGUCGUCCUUAAUCAUUAAAGCCUUCUCUGAUGUUAUGGACACCAACGCACUUAUCGAUCUUGUCCAUGAGAUGGAGGGCCAGCUUUGGGUGGACAAGGUGAAUGAGACCCACAGAACAAGCCGUCUCUGCCAGUGGGUGUCAACUUUCCAUCCCGACAAGCUUGCCUGUCAACUUGACGGUACCUUUCACCAUGGCGCAUUUAAUGCCGGCAUGAAGAUGGUCUUCAGUGACAGUACUACCUGGAUGGUUCGUUUCCCUCGUGUUGGGAUGGUCUGUGACAACUACACCGACGAGAAGGUUGCAAUGGAGGUGACGGCCCUGAGUCUCAUCCAUAACAAGACUACCAUUCCCGUCCCGAGAGUCCGGGCGUGGGGUCCCGCUGCCAACAACCCACUUGGUCUAGGUCCGUUCAUCAUGAUGGACUUCGUUAACGGUGUGGGCCUUGGCGACCUUCUCCGGGACCCCAACGCCGAGCGCCCUAGUAGAGUCAUGAGGGAGGACAUCAGCGAUAGUGAUAUUGAAGUUAUCUACAGGCAGUUGGCGAAUUUUUUGCUUCAGCUUUUCAAGCUCAAUUUUGACCGGAUCGGCAGCCUGCCGUCGCCACAGGCUGAAGCCGAAAGCCUUACACCGCCACGGCCGCUAACGUUUAAGGCUCAUAGCAUCCUACAAAAUGGAGGAGUCAACACUUUUGGGGACCGAGCCCAGGGGUUUGCGACGACGACCGAGUAUUUUCAAUAUGUUGUCGGGCAGGACUGGGAGCAGCUCGUUCACCAGCCGAACUCGACUGUUGGUUUGUAUGAUGCUAAAAACAAAUAUGUGGCGUUCCAGGUCCUAAAAAGCCUGGCACGUGACUUGGUCAACGUGAAGUAUGACCGUUGCAAGUUUAAGCUAAUUUGCGACGAUCUCGGCUUGGCGAAUCUGAUUGUCCGUAGCAAGGACGACCUUACUGUUGUUGGAGUAGUGGACCUCGAGUGGUCAUACAUCGGGCCCGCCCAGCUGUUUGGCUCGGCACCGUGGUGGCUUCUCCAAGACAGGCCCGUCAACAGCACGUGGGACUGCAAGGGAGACGAGCCGCCCAAGAUUGCCGCCCGGUACUUUAAGUACCUAGAGAUUUUCAUACGUGUCUUGGAGGAAGAAGAGGCAAAAAUGCCAGGACACAACGAGAAAGAGCUCUCCAGCCUUGUCAAGUGGUCGCAAGCCUCUGGGGCCAUGUGGCUGCACAUGCUCCUUUUAUCUGGCUUUAAUGACCAUCGCAGCUUUCCUUUUACGCAGCUACGCUUACAUAUUGGGGCUACUGAGUGGGCGAGGCGUGAAAAGGAAUUUGACAAGGCGAAAGAGUGUGAGGCAUUCGCGGCGCGGAAGGUGAGCGAGUUGGAUAAGUAUGAUAAUGCCUUGGAGAAGAUGGAGGAGAACAAAGCGCUCGUAGACAGCGGGAAUAUGACAAAGAAGGAAUUCAUUGCCAACGCUCUAAUAGAGCCAGGCUGUAUCCCCUGUUCCUCGUCGCUUGUGAAUAAGGAUGAGAUGCCAAAAGACGAGGGGUUGUUCUAUAAGGUGGCUGCUUGGUUCAGCUUGCGAGCUGCAAAGUUGAGAGAGGCCGCAAGGAUGGGAUAA